Molecule: messenger RNA, 602 nt
Organism: Pelodiscus sinensis (Chinese soft-shelled turtle)
Lineage: Eukaryota; Metazoa; Chordata; Testudines; Trionychidae
Source: RefSeq, a predicted model, not a curated record
AUUGAUCAGGGUUAGCAGUACCUGUGCUUCAUCAUAGAAUGUCCUGUGGUAAUGGUGAAACUGGUGGGCACUCUAUGUAUAACCUCGGUGGUCAGGCUCAAAGCACCAGCUCCCAGUCAGGUAGUCUGAAUGGACAUAGGAAGUCUUCAGGACUGUUGGAAGUCACAGAGAACUUAAACAAUAUGCAGUAUUCUUCAGUGGCACUAGCUCCAGAUACUGUCGUGAAUAAUGGAUCAGGAAUUCCCUGUAAAUCUGAGGAAGACACUGUGGAUUCAGUUUUCCAGCUCAGCAACCAACUUAUGACAGGAAGUGAACUCCGUAGGACCUACACAGCCAAGUGUUUCUAUGGCCCUUAUUUAACCAAAACGAGCAUGCAGGGAGAUGUCUACAACUUCCUGGAGAGGCCUAGUGGAUGGAAAUGUUUUAUUUACCAUUUUACUGUAUUUCUACUGGUGCUGAUUUGUUUAAUUUUCAGUGUACUGUCUACGAUAGAACAUUAUUCAGAAUUUGCCACUGGGACCCUUUUCUGGAUGGUGUUACUGGAGAAGAUACAGUUAAAUGGAACUUAUAGAAGGUGGUAUGGUGUUCUGCAUCGAGAGUGA